GGUGCCUGGAGAGCGGCGCUCUUGCUCGGACCUGGCUUUCUACCUUGCGUUUAGGAACAUUUGUGGCUCCGCGGUGCCGGGUCUGUGUGGCGAAGGCAGGGCCCAGCUCGCGCGCCAGCUGAGAGGACCGGGCGGGCUGGCCUGUGUGGGGCCACGCGCAGCGGGCGACAGUGACUUCCGAGCCUGACUACACAGCGCAGGACCAUGGCCCAGGCGGCUCCGGAUUGGCACCUGGGGAGUAACCUCCAGCGAGAGGCCCAGAUUCAGUCUGCAGAGAUCUCCCUUCUGGCCAUCCUGGCUGCUGUUCAGGCUGUGGAGAAGAAGAUAGAAUCUCAGGCUGUCCAGCUUCAAGGCCUGGAAGUGAGAACAGGGAUAGCUGAGAAGAAGCUGGCUGACUAUGAGAAGACAACUGUGGAGUUCAGCAACCAACUAGAGGGCAAGUGGGCCAUCCUGGGGACCCUGCUGCAGGAGUACGGGCUGCUACAGCGGCGGCUGGAGAACCUGGAGAACCUGCUGCGCAAUGGGAGCUCUUGGAUCCUGCAGCUGCCCCCUGGCAGCAAGGGGGAGGUACCCAAGGUGCCCAUGACAAUUGAAGAGGUGGCCAUGUGUUUCUCAGAGCAGCAGAAUGGUAGCUUACAAGAGCGGAAGAAGGUGCUCUGCAAGCAAGUGGCAAAGGAAAGCUGCAAGACUCUGGGCUCUCCAGACACCAAACCAGAGCACGUGACCCCAGUGGAGAGGGGAGAUGAGGUGGGCAGCCACAGCCUGCCCAGUGCAGAGGGCAGCAAGAGCCCAGGCACUGACACAGAACAGCUGGGAUCUCCCCCAGGCAGUCUGCCCUGGAUCAAGCAAGAGGAAGAAGAAUGUGGGAGGAACCUGCAGGAGACCACUGCACACCCUGCACUCCCGUGCUCAGCACAGACCUGGCUAGCCAGCAAAGAGAAGAGCAGCCUGGAUGGGGAGUCUGAGGUCCUGAAGCCAGCCUGGGCAGCUGAAGGGGGACCUGGCAAGGAGGACGUGCAGGGGGGCACUUGUGGAGAUCUGCCUCAUGCCACAAGGGAAAAAGAGAUGACCUCCUGCCCUCCAGGUCCCCAGAGCCAGGCUGUCCCAGAGCAGUGCUGGCCCUGUGCUGAGCAUGCCCAGAACUUCAGCAGCAGCCCCAUAACAUGCAGUGCACAGCAGGCGCGCUCACACCACGACCCCCAGCCCUUCACCUGUGUGCCRUGUCCCAAGAGCCUGCCGCAGCAGGCUUCCUUCCCCAGCCACAGCAGUGCGCACACAGCMCAGCGUGCCUACACCUGUGCCCAGUGUGGCAAGAGCUUUGUUCAUCAGUCGACACUCACCACACACUACCGCACGCACACUGGGGAGAAGCCAUAUGAGUGCGCUGAGUGCGAGAAGCGCUUUGGCCGCCUGUCCACGCUGCUGGAACACCGUCGCACACACACCGGUGAGCGGCCGUUCCCGUGCACGCAGUGCGGUCGAUGUUUCGGCCGUCUGUCCACACUGGUGGAGCAUCGUCGCACACACACGGGUGAGAAGCCCUUCCCAUGUACACAGUGUGACAAGCGAUUCACACGCCUGGCCAACCUGACUGUGCACCAGAGCGUGCACUCCGGGGAGCACGCCUUCCAGUGCACCCAGUGUGGCAUGUGCUUUGCACACAAGCCCACCUUUCUGCAGCACCUGCGUGGCCACUCACAGGAGAAGCGCUUUACCUGUGGCCAGUGUGGCAAGAGCUUCAGCUGUCGCUCAUGGCUCAUGCGCCACCAGGGCAGCCAUGCCAGCCAUUCGUCCUCUGCUUGUACAGCUUGGGAGAGAGGCUCUCCAAACCAUGAGCCACCCACAGGCCUCCUUAGAGGUGCACCGUGGGGAAGGUCCCCCAGUGAUCCUUCUGUUCCACCCAGAUCCGAGGAUAUUGGAACUGAGUGGGACCACAGGGUGCAUCCUGGGGGCAGUCAGCUGAGUGGCAGUGAUCAAGAAGAUUUGCGGGGGUCCCUGCAUAGUUUUCUUUCUAGUGUGAAGAUGGAGAAUGCCGGGUAGCACCCAGAGAGCUCCCUAAGGUGACUACUGAGGACACAGAGAUCCUGAGUGCCCCUUGGAUCCAAGCUACCGCUCUUAAGGGGAGCAUGCUUGUUCUGUGGAGUGUAUGGUGCUGCCCGGUAGGACUUGCSGGGGGGCUGUUCUUCCAGGGACUGAGUAGACAAAGCCCAGAAGACUUCUUGCUGCAGGGAGGCUAUGUGGGGGACUGGAGGCAGGGCCCUCUGUAGGGAGGGACUGUUUGGGUGGGGAGGGAGCGGCUUCCUUGGACCUCUCCAGGAAGGGAGUGAAAUUGGAAGACCUACUUCCAAGSUAGUGCUCAGUGCUUUGUAGGGGAGUGUGGGCUUGCCCUCUCCUGGYGUAGCCCUAGGCUUCCCUGCACACUAACUGGGCAGAUUCUAACGUGUUUCCUCAGGUGGUGUCCAGGUCUGACCUAGCCUCCCUUUAUAAGCUGGGUCCAAGCGUCCGUCAGGUGCAGAACCAAGAGCCUUGGUGAGUUAUUGUAAAAUUCAUGGGGUUUUCUGUGGCUCCCAACUUCCUGCUCCCUACAACCUGGAAAGGCAACUUUAUGGGCCAGGAUGGCCCAGAAGGGCUGGGCUCUCUGGCUCAGAGUUCAUACGUGGCCAUUUUGGCCCCCAUGAGGUACUGUUUGGCUGGUGUAAGGUUUGCCUUUAAGCUGUUGCUGGAGCUGGCAGGCAAAGCUCCAACCUGUGCCUCACUGGGGAUGAAUACAUAAACCAAGGCCUUGUUCUUCGCUGGGACUAGGAGGGCUAUCUCCCAUCUGUGGCACUGGGGGUAGGGGGGCAUAAAUGCCAGCAUGUGGCAUGGGCAUAGUGAAUGUUGCAGAAGCACUGAAAGUUGGAAGGAAGGAAGGAGGAAAUUGUAUGUGGUCUGGCAGCAGCUGAAGAAUCCCUGGUUAGUCUCCAUCUCAACAAUUUAGGCCAGCAACAUGGGCUUUUCAGAUAGGACCUUAUGCAUAGCUGGCCAGUUUGGAGCCCUGUCAUUUUGAUAAGGUUCACCCCAACUAUGGGAGAUCUCAGCCCAAGCUGGAUUCCAAGAUCCCCUAGGAUUCUGAGCCUUAGCUGUCAGAUUAUCCCCUAAUCCCCAGUACUUGGAAUGUAGGCAUGUGUGUUCCUGAGGACUUACUUUGGGGUGCAUGGGAGCAGAGGUGGUUGAACUCUGAGAGGCUGCACUCAGGCGAGUGUGGCAGCUCCUGUACUGCUGUCUGGCUUCCAUGUCUCCAUCUAGUGUUGGGCUUUUGGAGAGUUCUAAAUUUACCACAAUUUUAAAACCUCUGUAAAGAAGUGUAUGAGGGAUUGUAAGCCCCUCCCCUCCUGACCCUGCUGGACAUCAUUCUUAUUUGUGAUGUUGUAACUCUUUGACUUUGGGUUCUGGUGAGCAGUGGUGAAUUACAGUUAUUUUCAACUGUGCUUCUAUUUUGAAGUUCUGAAGAAAAGUCCCAGAUGGACAACAGUCCAGGACAGGGUUCCAAAGGAAGGCAGAGUGGAAGUGGGCCUGGAGGGCGGGGCCUCAGCAUUUAGCCCUGGGUCUGUGCAUGGAAAGCCUUGUGUCUGUGG
Urocitellus parryii (Arctic ground squirrel) is the source of this 3614-nucleotide messenger RNA. RefSeq names its product zinc finger protein 398-like. Gene Ontology annotation, molecular function: DNA-binding transcription factor activity, RNA polymerase II-specific; RNA polymerase II cis-regulatory region sequence-specific DNA binding. NCBI's taxonomy places the organism in Eukaryota, Metazoa, Chordata, Mammalia, Rodentia, Sciuridae. Gene Ontology annotation, biological process: regulation of transcription by RNA polymerase II. The record is from RefSeq and is a predicted model, not a curated record.